Messenger RNA from Protopolystoma xenopodis, 411 nucleotides. The record is from the annotation of a GenBank genome assembly. NCBI's taxonomy places the organism in Eukaryota, Metazoa, Platyhelminthes, Monogenea, Polystomatidea, Polystomatidae.
UGUUACUUAUUUAUCCAUUACAGUCCACUAGUUUGCCUCUCACGGAAACUGGGACUGAGUGAGUCGCCGCAACAACAGAUCUUCACGAGAGGUAAAAGCAAAUCGAGGCUCUGCUCAGUUCCAACAUUAUCAGCCCGUCGAGACAGCAGCUCAGCAACAGGCCACACGGUGCCAGUAGCGGCAGCAGGCGAUAAAUCGGCGCCAUGUCCAAACACUGACGUAAUUCAUGCCGAAGCCAUAUUGCAAGCGGCUAGUCGUCUUCUUCUACACUCCUCCUUACUGACUCGCUUGGCAGCUCUUCGGUGGAUCGAGCUGCUUGUAGAAGUGCGUCCAAGAAGCAUGUUUGCCAGGGCAGGCGACCUGUUGCCGUUGCUAUUGACUCUUGUCUCGGAUCCUGCCGAUGAGGUAUAA